Spirodela intermedia is the source of this 3129-nucleotide messenger RNA. The record is from the annotation of a GenBank genome assembly. NCBI's taxonomy places the organism in Eukaryota, Viridiplantae, Streptophyta, Magnoliopsida, Alismatales, Araceae.
AUGAAGGACUUCCCUGGGACUCCGGGGACAUUCAGCAGUCUCAUCUUCCGGAUUUUGCAGUCGUUGUUCGCAGCCGGCUCGAUUGCUUCCAUGGCCACCUCGCCUGGCUUUUCAUCCUACACAGCUUUCUGGUACUGCACCUUUCCCAAUUUCUGCCUCUGCCCUUGGUUAUUUCUUUGAGGAUCCUUUAAUUCGUAUAAUUCAGUCACUAUCUAAUGAGUUUAGUUAGUGAUUUGCAAUCCAUUCUACCCGGCCGAAUCCAUAAGAUCUCACAUUCUUUUUCCGUCCGCCGAGGUUCAGAUUGGUUAUUAUUUGAUCACGUUUCAUGCAAGGUGCAAGAUUACCAACUCCUAUAAGGACUCGCACCUUCGCUUUCAACUGAUAGGACAUGGAUAUCCUGAUAGUUGUCCUCUAGGUUUGUGAUAGAGAAAUGUAUGUUUCAAACGAGUAAUCAGGCUCAGACUUGAACCUCCUGCAGUUUUCAGAUAGGAAAAAUGAUACACCAACCGAUGAUAUCUUCUUUCGACAUGAUGGUAGAAUGCCUGACAUGUUUAACCUUGGAUUAUCAUCGUUGGCUACCUGGUUUUACAUCUGUGCCUGAGUCCUCCCAAAUUACUGAUAAAAUAUGUUUAUAUCACUUUUUUUAAAAGGAUGAGGAAUAAGCAGUAUUUGAAGUAGCCCCUUCCCUUCACCCACGCAAGAAAACAAAGAAUAUUAUCGAUCCUGUCUCAUUUAUCAUAUGAACUCGCUUGUGGGGUGGUAGAUAGGGGAAUCACAGAAGAAAUCUUGGGAGAAAGGUAUGUCCCUUUGUUAUACAGGAUCUUGACAUGUUUCAUUAUUGGACCUAGUUUGCCAAUAUCUUUCUCUAUUCACAUUCUUGAAAUAUUGUGCUUAUUGAGGGGCCAAUAACCACCUGUCCAACAACGCCAGUAACAUCAGGAAUGCAGAGUCUAGGACCUCUCCAGUAUAAGCCCAAUGAUUUUGUAUUCUGAAAUUGAUUGCUAUUUAAUCUGGGUGAGUAGGUCAUGCCCCAGAAUGUGAGAUAACUUUAAAAGGUGAUAUUCUCACUAAUGUGAAUAGUUCUUAUCAUCAAAGUGCAUUGUCAUGAAAAUUUUCAGACGUACGUAUCCAUUUUCAGGGGUUAAUUUUAUUUUACAAGUUCCACUUGCUUAUAAAUCGAAACUUUUUUUAUACCUGAAGCAGACUUUUACUAUUGGGGUGAAGAGUGGAGAAAGGUUCCUUCUGUGAUGCUGCUCCUUGUUUAAGCUAUGAAAACUGUACAUAGGAGAUGUUAAGAACGAAGAUGUGUAAAAUGCAUAACCCAUUAGAAUAGGUGCGCAAGAAUAAUAUUCCAAGGAAAAUGUUUUUUUUCUUAUUAUGCAGUAUAUUUAGGUUGGCCUGCGUUGAAGCAAAAAUGAAAGACCGACAUUAAAUAUGUACCUAACUACCCAUUCGUGACCAUCAAGGAUAGCUGGUCAUCAGAUAACCUCACCAAUCUUUGGAUUCAACAACCUGUUAAUAGGAAAAGGCUUUCUAGGGAAAUGAUGUUAAAACUACCCAAAAAAUGCAUAUUUGUUUUAUUUAUGAUUAAUUGGGUUUUUGGCAAUUCGUGUACUUGUGUCCAAACCAACUCUUUUAUGAUUUAUCAGGGUUUGAGCCAAUCCAUUGGUAGCCCUACAGUUUAUGCAGCCUCAUGAGUAUAUAUGACAUGCUGUUUGGAAAACUUCUGGGUAUCAUCUUUUUAUUUCACAAUGGAGGAUUCUCUCAUUUGUAGUGACAUUAGAUCUGUAGUGAACCUGAUUUGAAAUUAUACCUCAGAGAUACUUAGGAAACGACACCACCUGUGGUAGCUCUGUUAUCUCUUCUCCCACUUCUCUCCCUGCUCUUGGAAAUUUUCUGCUCAUAUGUACACCACCUAGUGUACAUACCCAUUUCUUGCUGAGUGGAAAACAUCUAUACAAUUUCAAAUUUUAUGUUCUUAACUCCUUUGUUGAUCUCAAGUUUCUUCACCAACUACUGGAUUGACACUUUGGGUCUGAGUAAUAACGGUUUAUGAGCCCAUGGAUUAUAACUCGAUAUGUGCCUAGAACAAACCAGAGUGAGCUGUUUCCAGUCUUCUACCAUUGUGAAUCAGAGGACAGGUAUUAUUCAGUGAUACUUAGUUCUAUGUGCGCCUCUCUGGAAGCCAUUUCCAGUCGGAAACUAGUUCUAGAAAGUCAUAUAGGGGAAUAAUGAUACUAACUAAACUUAGUAAUGGGGCAACCCCACAAAUAUUCUACAAAGAACAUUUUAUUGAUUGAGAUCAUAUCUUUCAAUCAUUGAACUGCACAAACGUAGCAUGAUUCGUGUAUAAUCUUGUGUUACUCAGAUGUAUGACUGCUACUCUCUCUCUCUCUCUCUCUCUCUGAUCAAUCUUCUCUCUGGUUUCUCACCUCCGUCCAUCAUGUUUCACCUUGCAGCUACCUAAUAGUAUCCAUGGCUCUGCAAUUUAUAUGGAGCUUGGGCCUCGCAUUCUUGGAUCUUUACCAGCUGGUGAAGAAGACCGACUUGCACCAGUCCAUCUUAGUGAGCCUCUUCGUCGCCGGCGACUGGGUAACUAACUCACACCCAUCCUUUCUUCUUGUGGAUCGUUUCCUUUUCCUCAAGGCUCCAUUGUAGUGGCAUCAAGCGACCCCGGUGUAUACAACCCCAGCCCAAACACCUUUCAUAGAAAAGCACAAAAACGGGCUCUUGAACAUAAACCCUCCACACUAACUUAUUUCAUAGGUUCAGAUGGCCACGUGUGUUCUCCUCGGAAAGCCAUGUGGCAGAAAUUGGCAUGGACCUCCAAUUUCGGGCUCAUUGUUGAACCACAAAUUAUAGAAACAAACAACCGGGCCGGGCUCAGAAUUACCCCUCCCAGCCCAAUUAUUGACAAUGGAAAUUUUACUUCCUCAGGUCACCGGAAUGCUGUCCCUUGGGGCAGUGUCUGCCUCGGCGGGCCUGGCAGUCUUCUUCAGCAAGGACUUGGAUUUCUGCAAGGUGGUCCCUUGCUGGAACUACCAGCUGGCAAUCUCCCUUGGUUUUUUUAGCUGGUUACUUGUUUGGUUCUCCUCUCUUGUUAUGCUAUGGCUUUUGGCCACUGGCUAG